AUGGCAGACUCUGGCGCCCAGUCGAGUCGGUACGGACCAGUCCAGGUUCACUUCAUUACGAAUUCGCCGGACAUCGAGCUUCCAGAGGGAAAGAGACAGCUUCUUGUCCCCACAAAUGUUCGACGAUAUGGCCUUUCUCAAAUCCUCAAUUCCGAGUCCAUGCUGGACACACCGGCUCCAAUUCCAUUCGACUUCCUGAUCAAUGGGACCUUCUUGCGAACUACCCUCGAAGAAUACCUUACCACGAACGGAUUGUCCUCGGAAACGACCUUGAAUCUACAAUAUGUGCGAAGUUUGAUACCCCCCCUGUUUGAAGCAAGCUUUGAACACGACGACUGGGUCAGCUGUGUCGAUAUUCUCUCCGGCAGCUCCAGAGCCGGAACUUGGGAUGGCAAUGAAGUAGCUGCAGGACAAGAGCGCAUACUCUCCGGAUCCUAUGAUGGAUUAUUACGCGUGUGGAAUAAGUCGGGUCAGACAAUUGCGACAUCAACAGCAUCCAGCGCUGGAGGACAUACAGUAAGCAUAAAAUCUGCCAAAUUCAUCUCUCCGACACAAAUUGCCUCCUCCAGCCUCGAUCGCACGAUUAGGGUAUGGAAGUACAACGAAGCGGAAGAUCAUUUCUCGGGCGACCUGAAACCUGUGCUGGAGUUAUACGGUCAUAAAGGUGGCAUUGAAUCUAUUGAUGUACAUGGCCCUUCAAAUCGCAUUCUCUCUGCCUCGACGGAUGGCUCAAUUGGGCUCUGGACUACUUUGAAGAAUUCAGCGCCCGCUGCAGAUUCAACUUUUUUGACGUCGGGUCCUACUGCAAAACGAAGGAAGCUCACGACAUCUACGUCUACUCCUCAGCGAGGUCCAUUGUCAAUGCUCUCAUCUCAUACAGCCCCUGUGACCGCCGCAAUCUUCAAUCCUCUCGACUCGACUGUUGCCUACUCUGCUUCGCAAGACCAUACCAUCCGUACCUUUGACCUCACCACGUCAACACUAGUCGAUACCAGAACGACAUCACAUCCUCUUCUGUCGCUCACAGCUUUGCCAGGAAUAAGUACCCAAUUGUUAGCAGCAGGAACCAGUGCUCGACAUAUUACACUUCUGGACUCAAGAAUAUCUGCCCAAUCUACACAAGUCAUGACUUUAAGAGGUCACACAAACAAGAUUGUCUCCAUAUGCCAUGAUCCAAAGAGCAAUUAUGGCCUCGUCAGUGGAAGUCAUGAUGGGACGUGCCGAGUCUGGGAUCUGCGGAGCUCUAGAACAGGAACAAAAGACGAAGGGAAUGGUUUAGUCGGAGAAGCUGUUUACGUGGUGGAGAGAGACUCUCAGAAGGGCGGAAAGAGACCUGUAGGCGGAGAGGGAAUCAAGGUUUUCGGCGUUGCAUGGGAUAAGGAUGUUGGCAUUGUUAGUGGUGGAGAGGACAAAAUGGUGCAAGUGAAUAGAGGGCGAGGGGUGACAAGGCCAGAUAAUCCAUGA
Molecule: messenger RNA, 1464 nt
Organism: Mollisia scopiformis
Lineage: Eukaryota; Fungi; Ascomycota; Leotiomycetes; Helotiales; Mollisiaceae
Product: ribosome biogenesis protein YTM1
Exons: 2
Coding region: 1-1464 (487 amino acids)
Biological process (GO): ribosome biogenesis
Cellular component (GO): preribosome, large subunit precursor
Molecular function (GO): protein binding
Source: RefSeq, a predicted model, not a curated record